AUCCGUGGGCACAUACAAACUGUUUUCAACCAAAAUCUCAAAGUGACUGCAAUAUUUUUGUUUAUGUUGCUUUUCUGAUAAAAUAAUUAAAUAUGGGUCGCUGAGAAGCUUGGAAAUAAAUACAAUAAAUCAUUCGACACAAUGAAGAAAGAACGGACUGGCGACAAUUGUCGUCCCUUUAAAUUAGCCCAUCAAAUUCUUAGCUUGACUGGUAUCAGCUUUGAAAGAAGGAGUAUUAUAGGUUUCGUGGAGCUGACGAUUGUGCCACUGAAAGAUAACUUGCGGUACAUCAGACUCAACGCCAAACAAUGCCGGAUCUACCGUGUUUGCCUGAACGACCAAUAUGAGGCUAAUUUUCAGUAUUGUGAUCCAUUUUUAGACAUUUGCCAGGCUGACCCAAAUACGAGAUCUCUGGAAGUAUUUUCCCAGUAUCACUUGGCGGCUGCUCAGAAGAUUGACCCUGACCACAACUCCGGAGAGCUCCACAUACAAGUGCCAGAGGAUGCCACCCACCUGGUCGGGGAAGGCCGAGGCCUCCGCAUCGGCAUUGAGUUCUCGUUGGAGUCCCCGCAAGGGGGCUUGCACUUUGUUGUGCCUGAGGGAGAGGGUAGUUUGGUUGAGAAAUCAGCCCACAUGUUCACUUAUGGCCACUCUGCUCGUCUAUGGUUCCCCUGUGUGGACAGUUAUGCUGAACCCUGCACAUGGAAGCUAGAAUUUACUGUUGACGAAAGCUUAACUGCAGUAUCAUGCGGGGAGUUGAUAGAUGUGGUUUACACCCCUGAUCAUAGGAGGAAGACCUUCCACUAUGUUGUUAAUACUCCUGCGUGCGCGCCGAAUAUCGCUUUAGCCAUUGGGCCUUUUGAAACCUAUGUAGAUCCACACAUGAAUGAAGUGACACACUACUGCCUACCUCAUUUGAUGCAGAUCUUGAAGAAUACUGUCCGAUAUCUGCAUGAGGCCUUCGAGUUCUAUGAAGAGACUUUGAGCACCAGAUAUCCAUAUCCCUGCUACAAGCAAGUCUUUGUUGAUGAGACCGAAGAUGACGUCACAGCAUAUACAACUAUGUCAAUACUAAGCACCCACUUGCUUCACUCGAUUGCCAUCAUUGAUCAGACGUAUCAAAGCAGAAAAGCCAUGGCCCAGGCGGUAGCAGAGCAGUUCUUUGGCUGUUUCAUUACUAUGCAGAACUGGUCAGAUCUCUGGUUGGCCAAAGGUAUACCAGAUUACAUGUGUGGACUGUACUCGAAGAAGUGUUUCGGAAACAACGAAUAUAGGUAUUGGAUUCAUCAAGAGUUGCAAGAGGUGGUAAGCUAUGAAGAGCAGUACGGUGGGAUGGUGCUAGAUCCUUGGCAGCCACCAGCCAGCGGCGCGAGAGUCGAACCCAAAGACAUGUUCUACUUUCCCGUACGCAAUGUGCACACCAUGUCGCCGAGAUACAUCGAGAUCAUGCGCAAGAAAUCCCACCUAGUUCUCCGAAUGUUGGAGCAACGCAUUGGCCAAGAGUUGCUUCUCCAAGUCUUCAACAAACAACUCUCAUUGGCCACAACUGCUGCCAACACCAAAAUCGGCAGCGGCCUGUGGGGCCAACUGCUCUUGUCCACUAAUUCGUUUGUGAAGGCCAUAUUCACUGUGACUGGCAAGCAUAUGGCGGUGUUCGUUGACCAGUGGGUGCGGACUGGUGGUCACGCUAAGUUUCAACUCACGUCCGUGUUCAAUAGGAAGAGAAACACAGUGGAGCUAGAAAUCCGUCAAGACUGCGUCCACGACCGUGGCAUUCGCAAAUACGUCGGUCCACUCCUAGUCCAGCUCCAGGAGUUAGAUGGCACCUUCAAGCAUACUCUCCAAAUAGAAAAUACGGUCGUGAAAGCGGACAUCACCUGCCACAGCAAGAGCAGAAGGAACAAGAAGAAAAAAAUUCCGCUGUGCACCGGCGAGGAGGUCGACAUGGAUCUGUCGGCUAUGGACGACUCACCCGUCCUAUGGAUUCGUCUAGACCCAGAGAUGUCUCUCUUGCGGAGCACGGUGAUAUCCCAGCCUGACUACCAGUGGCAGUACCAGCUGCGUCACGAGCGUGACGUCACCGCGCAGAGCGAGGCCAUUGACGCAUUGCACAACUACCCUGAAGUGGCGACGAGGAAAGCGCUGACGGAUACCAUAGAGAAUGAGCAGGCGUUUUACAAGAUAAGGUGUAGGGCUGCGCAUUGUUUGACGAAGGUGGCAAACGCGAUGAUAAGCACGUGGGCAGGCCCGCCGGCCAUGUUGACGAUCUUCCGCAAGAUGUUCGGCUCAUUCUCCGCGCCGCACAUCAUAAAGCAGAACAACUUCGACAACCUACAGCAUUAUUUCCUGCAGAAGACCAUACCGGUUGCGAUGGCAGGCCUCCGAAACAUCCACGGUAUCUGCCCACCAGAGGUAGUCAGAUUCCUCUUAGAUCUCUUCAAGUAUAACGACAACUCCAAGAACCAUUUCUCCGACAACUAUUACAAAGCGGCGCUAGUAGAUGCCCUGGCGGCGACCAUUACUCCGGUUAUAUCUGUGUUGCAACCCGGAGCACCAAUAACCGUCGACUCGCUCUCAGCAGACACAAAAUUAGUUCUCGAAGAGAUCACCAGGGUGCUAAACUUAGAAAAAGUGUUGCCAUGCUACAAAAACACGGUGACAGUGAGUUGCCUACGCGCGAUACGGAGGCUGCAACAAUGUGGACAUUUGCCCAGCAUACCUACGAUAUUCCGAGCGUAUGCGCAGUAUGGACAAUAUAUUGACGUGCGACUCGCCGCAUUCGAGUGUCUAGUGGACUUCGUCCGAGUGGACGGCAAGCCUGAAGACUUGUCUUCACUCCUGACUGCAGUGGAAAACGACCCCGACCCUUGCGUCAAACACGGGCUCGCUAGACUGAUGAUCAGUAAUCCGCCCUUCGAGCGAGCGCAGAGACAUCGUUUGGACACAGAUGCGGUGGUCCACAGGCUAUGGAACAACAUAAACAGCCACCUAUCAAACGACGCCCGCCUCCGAUGCGACCUAGUUGACCUUUACUACACACUGUACGGGCCAAAACGGCCGAUAUGUGUGCCCUUACCCGAAAUACAGGCUAUGAUGAAGCAAAUGCACCAUAAAGAACGCGAGAGGCUAGAACGGGAGAGGGAAAGGGAAAAUAGGGAGAAAGAGAGACAGAAGGAGUUGGAAUUGAAGCCCGUUAUCAAACAGGAGGUGGUUGAAGAUUUAAAAAUCGAGACGGACAUUCCGAUGCUUGAAUCUUCAUCUCUACUGCCGCCGCUGGAGCCGGUCAAGACAGAUGAACUGCUACCGGUACCACUGUCCGCCAUCAAGGAGGAGGACGUCAAGCUCGACGUGACCACCGUGCACGACACGCCCAUGGACUUCAAUGAUGAAACAAAACGCGAGUUUUCGGACAACGCGGUGCCGUUGCCUGGUAUACCCGGUACUUCAGGCCCCAUCGGGUUCGAGCCGGGAAUGUUCCGACAUGACAUUAAAGACGACAUGGGCGCUCCCAAGGCCAAGAAGAAGAAGAAAGACAAAAAGAAGCACAAACAUAAGCAUAAACACAAGCACAGCAGCAAAGACAAGUCGUCCAAAGACAAGGAGCACAAAGACAAGGAUCGGCCGAUGUUGCCCCGCCCUCCUUCCAGCACAGAACACCUCAAGAUCAAAGAGGAGACGAGGGAGACUCUUAGUUCAUUCAGCUCCAGCCAGAGUCCUUCAGAAGAUAUCUCGACUAUGCCAAGCAAUAUGAGCUUCUAAACUCCACUCAGACUGUAUAAAUUAGAUCGUAAGCAAAGUUAUCAAAGUUCUUAAUUAAAUCUUAAUGUAACAAA
Messenger RNA from Ostrinia nubilalis (European corn borer), 3833 nucleotides. RefSeq names its product transcription initiation factor TFIID subunit 2 (gene Taf2). Gene Ontology annotation, biological process: transcription initiation at RNA polymerase II promoter. NCBI's taxonomy places the organism in Eukaryota, Metazoa, Arthropoda, Insecta, Lepidoptera, Crambidae. Gene Ontology annotation, cellular component: transcription factor TFIID complex. Gene Ontology annotation, molecular function: metallopeptidase activity; RNA polymerase II general transcription initiation factor activity; transcription cis-regulatory region binding. The coding region runs from base 142 to 3759 and encodes 1205 amino acids. The record is from RefSeq and is a predicted model, not a curated record. The transcript has 19 exons.